UAGACCCCGGCAUAAUUUUGCAGGCGAAAUUUCCAGCAUUUGUUUAUAUGGUUUAUUGCCUAAAAUGACUUCAAUUAUCAAGCUGCACACGAUAUCCGGGGCAAUGGAUGAGUCGCCGCCAUGCUACAUACUCCAGAUUGACGAUGUGCGAAUUCUGUUAGACUGCGGAUGGGACGAGAAGUUUGAUCCCAAUUUCAUAAAGGAACUCAAAAGGCAAGUGCACACACUGGAUGCCGUGCUGCUAUCCCAUCCAGACGCCUAUCAUUUGGGCGCCCUGCCCUAUCUGGUGGGGAAACUGGGACUCAAUUGUCCCAUUUAUGCCACGAUACCAGUCUUCAAGAUGGGACAGAUGUUCAUGUAUGAUCUGUACAUGUCCCACUUCAACAUGGGAGACUUUGAUCUGUUCUCGCUGGACGAUGUGGACACCGCCUUCGAGAAGAUCACCCAGCUGAAGUACAACCAAACAGUUUCGCUGAAGGGCAAAGGCUAUGGCAUAUCCAUAACGCCUCUGAAUGCUGGCCACAUGAUUGGCGGCACCAUUUGGAAGAUAGUCAAGGUCGGCGAGGAGGAUAUUGUCUAUGCCACCGACUUCAACCACAAGAAGGAGCGCCAUCUGAGUGGCUGCGAGCUGGACCGACUGCAGCGACCGUCGCUGCUCAUAACCGACGCCUACAAUGCACAAUACCAGCAGGCGCGACGACGUGCCCGCGACGAGAAGCUAAUGACGAACAUUCUGCAAACCGUGAGGAACAAUGGAAAUGUUCUCAUAGCCGCAGACACGGCGGGUCGGAUGCUGGAGCUGGCCCACAUGCUGGAUCAGCUGUGGAAGAACAAAGAGUCGGGCCUGAUGGCCUACUCGCUGGCCCUGCUGAACAACGUCAGCUACAACGUGGUGGAGUUCGCCAAGUCACAGAUCGAGUGGAUGAGCGACAAGCUGACCAAAGCCUUUGAGGGAGCUCGCAACAAUCCGUUCCAGUUCAAGCACAUCCAGCUGUGCCACACGCUGGCGGAUGUCUACAAGCUGCCGGCCGGCCCGAAGGUGGUGCUGGCCAGCACCCCUGACCUGGAGAGCGGUUUUACGCGAGAUCUCUUCAUUCAGUGGGCCAGCAAUGCCAACAACAGCAUCAUUCUGACCACACGCACCUCGCCCGGCACCUUGGCCAUGGACCUGGUGGAGAACUAUGCGCCGGGCAGGCAAAUCGAGUUGGACGUGCGUAGGCGCGUGGACCUGGAAGGAGCCGAACUGGAGGAGUACCUGCGCACACAAGGCGAGAAGAUUAAUCCGCUGAUUGCCAAGCCGGAACCCGAGGAGGAGAGCAAACCAGAUGAGAUGAGAGAUACAAUAUUAACGAUUAUUAUAUGUUGAUUUUAAAGCCAAAGACUCAAAGCUAAAUUCUAUUCGAAACAAAAUUUGUAGUAGAACGCAUCGAAAUCUGUUUAUUUGUUUAUUUAAAUGUUGUUAUUCCUAUUAUUUAAUAUACGACACAUUUCAUGCGGCAAAUAUUUGUUUCCGUUUUAUGUUUUCCAAUCUAUUCACAGAGCAAAAAGGAAUUCUGCUUAAAGAAAUCAAUACAAAAUAUAUACUUAUAAUUAUAGUGGAAGGAUAUGUGGCUAGCCAAGUACCCUUCAAGGACAGGAGAUUUAUUAACUAUAAGCAGCGUUGUUAACUAAAAUAAAAUACAAACAAAAAUGCAGGAACAAAACCAAAAAAAAUGCAGAGUCAGAGGCAAGCAUAAACACAACAAAAUCUGUAUGUAAUAAUGAACGCCCCCCAGUGUCUAAUAAUAAUAAUAAUAAUAAUAAAUAAUAAUAAUAUGUAUUUGUGAAAUAGCAAGCCCUGCGCAAGCGCUAGUUACCCAUUUACAAUUUAAAUGUUAACCUAAAGUAUUCUCAAGAACGCAUUUUACCAAAAAAAAACAAAAAAAGAAUAAAAAAUAAACAAAAGUACGCAAACCAAAUCUAAGAAAAGUUUAAGGAGAAGACAUAGGACAAACAAAAAUGUUACAAAAGAUAAAAGAAUAAUUUUAUAAAACAAUGAGCUCAACGAUCGCUAGACGAUCCAGGCCAUUGAAGAAGAUUGAAAGAUUGAAAAAUAUAGACAAAUAGUAGCCCUAUUCAAUUAAAACAAAAUGAAAGAAAAAAUGAUACAAAAAUAUACAACAAAUAGAGCAACAACUCUCACCAGAUAUACGCAUCCAGCCAACAUGAUUUAUUUAUAUGAGUAUAGUCCAUUGGUCAGUUGAGGGCAGGUCAGGUCAGGUCAGAGAACAGGCAAACAGAAUAGAAGAUAUUGUUGGUUGCACACACAAAAUACAAAGAAUGGAAGGGAACAGAAACAGUCAAGGGAAAUGGUAUAUGGGAUAUGGGAGAAUGAAAAGAAAAGCACAAAUCGCGGAACCUGAAACAAGUAAAAUAUUAUAGGGAAAUGUGAAACCAAAUGUUAGCUAUAAGCUCACUCUUCAAAUAUGCAAAGCAAAUGAAUGCUCCCUUCUUUCCCACUCUCAACCUGCUGACACACACUAAAGCUAUAGGGUCAAAAGUCAUUGCUUGCCAAAGAAGGGCUCCCGGAGAGCAAUCCAGCCAGUACUACUACUAAACAUAUAACUCUGAAUGUACUGCUCGAACUACUCUCACAGAUCAGAUCCAGAGCAAAGAACACAAACACUGAACAGAUACAUAUGUGCAACUUUUUCAUGUACCUUUCGCCUCUUAGACUUAGAUACUUAAAGAACAAACAAAACACACAUACAAACGGCAGCCCAGGCCCCCCCUAAUCAUUGUCUAAAAGUUGUUAACUACAAAAACUACUAAGAAAUAAAUAUAUUGAAUUAUUUAUUGAGUGGCGUACAAAGCAAAGCGCAAAAAAACUGAAAGAGAUGCAGCAGGAGAGGCGUAGUUAGAGGAAGAGUCAUUGCAAAAGUAAUAUUCAUUAACAGAUAGUAUUCAGAACACACACACACACAAAAACAAAAGCCGAAGAAGUAACCAAACUAUAAUUGGCGGAGAGCAUAAAUAAAGUUAAGUUAUGUUUAAACAAAAGAGAUAAGUAACUGUAAAGAUAAAGUCAAGAGUCAACAGUUGAUAUGUUGUAAAAAAAAGAAAAAACAAAAAAUGAUAUAUUAAAA
Molecule: messenger RNA, 3125 nt
Organism: Drosophila subobscura
Lineage: Eukaryota; Metazoa; Arthropoda; Insecta; Diptera; Drosophilidae
Gene: CPSF2
Product: probable cleavage and polyadenylation specificity factor subunit 2
Exons: 4
Coding region: 65-1366 (433 amino acids)
Biological process (GO): mRNA 3'-end processing by stem-loop binding and cleavage
Cellular component (GO): mRNA cleavage and polyadenylation specificity factor complex
Molecular function (GO): RNA binding
Source: RefSeq, a predicted model, not a curated record